AUGUCUUCAUAUGUCAUCACCGGAGCCUCAAAAGGCCUUGGCCUUGAAUUCGUGCGCCAACUCGCUACCAAUGACACCAACACAGUCCUGGCUGUUGUGCGAAAUACCGAAUCACCCGACAUAUUGGAGCUCGCCGCCAAUCACCCUAACUUGCACUUCAUCAAGGGCGACGUUACCGAUCCAAAGUCCAUUCUCGAUGCCGCCUCAGCCGUAGCCGCCAUCACCGGCGGUAAGCUAGAUGUGCUUAUCCACAACUCCAACGCCGUCGAUAUGGCCUCUAUGGGCUUCAACCCGACUCAGAUUCCCUUUGAUUCUCAAGCUACUAGGGCAAUCUUUGACCCUUCAUUCAGUACAGCUAUAUAUGGCGGGAUAUGGACCACGAAUGCCUUCCUACCCCUCGUUGAAAAAGGCAUCCAGAAGAAGAUCGUGCACAUUUCUACUGCCAUGGCAGAUACAAGCUUCAUCAACAAAAGUGGCGUUAGCUAUGCCGUCGCCUAUUCGGUCGCAAAAGCUGGCAUGAAUGUACAGGUCGCCAAGUACGCAGCAGAGCUUGCGCCCAAGGGUAUCAAGGUCUUGGCUCUGAGCCCUGGAUGGGUUGAUACAUGGGAUGGAGACAAGCCUCCCCAAGCAGUGGAAGCUGACAAUUUUAUGCUGAAGCAGUUUCAAGCAGCUGCACCUGAACUCAAAGGGCAGAUUCAACCAGAGGAGAGUGUUAGAAAGAGCCUCCAGGUGAUUGAUAAUAUGAAUGCCAAGACCAGUGGCUUGCUUCUGAGCCAUAAUGGAGAUCAGGAAAGAUGGUUCUAA
Penicillium verhagenii is the source of this 804-nucleotide messenger RNA. Its product is annotated as SDR family oxidoreductase. Gene Ontology annotation, molecular function: oxidoreductase activity, acting on the CH-OH group of donors, NAD or NADP as acceptor. Bases 1 to 804 code for a protein of 267 amino acids. The transcript is spliced from 2 exons. The record is from RefSeq and is a predicted model, not a curated record. NCBI's taxonomy places the organism in Eukaryota, Fungi, Ascomycota, Eurotiomycetes, Eurotiales, Aspergillaceae.